ACUCUACGUUGCCUACUUUUCAGGUGUGGUGCAAACAACCGGUUUCAGCGUCAGCGCGUGCAGUAGAACAAACCAAGUCUUUAAGGCAAUCUUUAUUUGGAUCCUGUAUUCAUCAUCACCAUGGGAUGUUGCGGUUGUUCCCUUGUUUCGUCUACGUUAGCAGCGGGCAUUUAUUCAAUUAUCUUAAGUACAAUGUCAUUAGCCUCUGGAACUUGGGCAAGGAUUAUGAUGACUGAGAAACAUCCAGACCCUUCAAAUCAGUAUGGUUCUCUGAAAAGUUCUUUCCAAUCAUUACAAUUUGACAAGACUGUACACCUGCCUCUUAUAACUGUUUCUGUAUCUCUUGAUUCGAUAUGGUUAUUCACGUCUAUUCUUCUUCUCGUUGGUAACUCGUUUAAGAAGACUGGCAACAGAUUUUUACUGAUACCUUGGAUAAUUGUAGCAUUGGUAGUGGUUUUGUUUGACCUUGGUUGCAACUUUUAUUAUUCCUACCGAUUAGGUCAAAUCCUGGGAACAGAAGGUUACUCUCAUUUAAUCGAACGAUGGUCUGCAUGGAUAUUUCUGUGUCUUUACUAUGGCCGAGGAGGAAUAAUUUUUUGGUGUGUUCACGUUUCCUUUUUAGUGUUUGUCAUUCGACGUUACAAAGAGAUUUCAAGAGGUGGUCCGAUGGGCAUAAUGGGCCCUGUAAUGCAACCAUUACCUUAUAUGAACAGUUACCAAACUUACCCUGCUGUACAUCCCCAGUACCAUUUGCCUCCACUGCAACAAACUCCACAUGUGCCAUAUUGUGGACAACUACCUGCCAGUCCAACUCAAUGGCCACCAAUUCCCCCUCCUGACUACGAUGAUCCAAGCUUUGGUAAGUUGAAAAUGAAAAACCAUGAAAGGUAUAUAACGCCUAGUGACAACCAGGCCUACGUUCCAGACAACUAUUGUUCUAGAGGAACGAAAGGAUAUAUCGAGAGAUAUUGAAUUUGGAUAAUGUUGUUAACCAUGCAGUUAUAGAAGCUGAAGAACGUGCAACGAAUGUUACGUUUAAUUUAUUGUAUUGUAAUAUUAUAUAAUUAGCACUUAAUAACAAAAAAUAUAUUAAAAUUAAUUCAUGUACGUUUAUUUGAAAAUAUUCUUUAAAAUCCAUAAACAUGAAAGGAUCUUUCAGAA
This is a messenger RNA of Limulus polyphemus (Atlantic horseshoe crab), 1161 nucleotides long. RefSeq lists its product as uncharacterized. The record is from RefSeq and is a predicted model, not a curated record. The transcript has 8 exons. Lineage: Eukaryota; Metazoa; Arthropoda; Merostomata; Xiphosura; Limulidae. The coding region runs from base 121 to 972 and encodes 283 amino acids.